GGCUAUGAAUUCGCCUGGUGAAUUAUUAAGCUAUGACUUCCCUUGCCUGAGAGACAAGCCUCUUCCUUACAGGCGUAUUCAGCAGUUUAUACUCUGAGAUGUAAUGCGUGGAGCCCAACUAAAAGUUGUUGAAGAUUUCCUCCUUUAGAUCCUGAAUCUCUUCUGAUACCGUAAACGGAGUUUUUUGCUCUGGUGCUCUUCAUUGGCUUGCGGAGGAGUCUCAACAUGAUUACUACCCCAGAUUCAUCCUGGCUUUUGAUCUCACCACUGAAGAGUUUCACGAGAUGCCAUUGCCUCCACAAGAAGGUAAAGGAAGGGGUAUGAGAGUCGAUAACAAUUGCCAGCUGGGGGUACUUGAAGGGUGCCUCUUCAUGUCAAGCAGUCCAAAACCGAUUUAUGAUAUAUGGAUCAUGAAAGAUUAUAACAUCCAUGGUUGUUGGACUAAACUGUUUCGGAUUAUGUCAAAUAUGGGGUGGACUGCUCUGACUCUGCUGUUCCAUUCAAGGAGUGACCAUAAAGUUCUGUUGUUAUCAGAGAGUAGACCUGUUUCUGCUGGUAUAAUCUAGAGAGGGGACAACUGGAACAUGUUCUUACUUCAAAAAUAUCUCCUCUAGGUGGAUACCUUGAUGUGUACACAGCAGCUAUUUGUUUAGGAACCCUUGUUUCCAUAAGUGCCUAUAAAGUUUUAUGGAAGGAAGAUUCAAACUCAAGCAGGAAAGGAAGAGGAAGAAAAAGGAGGAGAUCAAUGGUUGGCAAGUUUGAUGAGGCUUUAUUGUGUUUCUUAGUUUUCCUUAAGAGGUUUAAUUCUGUUCAGUCUAAAUGUUACUAUUCUUUAUAAUAAUAGAUACUUGACUUA
Rubroshorea leprosula is the source of this 856-nucleotide messenger RNA. NCBI's taxonomy places the organism in Eukaryota, Viridiplantae, Streptophyta, Magnoliopsida, Malvales, Dipterocarpaceae. The record is from the annotation of a GenBank genome assembly.